AUGAUGGAGGCAAAGGCCGACAGUCCUGUGGAUGUCCAACUUCCUGAGUACACCGCCGCAGAGGUCACAUCGCAUAACCGCAAAGAUGAUAUCUGGAUCAUUGUUCAUGGCAAAGUUUUCGACAUCACAAACUACCUCCAAGAUCAUCCUGGAGGCGCAGAGAUCCUCUUAGAAACGGCGGGUACAGAUGCCACGGAAGCGUUUGAAGAUGUUGGCCAUUCCGAGGACUCGGUAGAGAUCAUGCAGGAGUUCUUAAUCGGCACUCUGAAAGGUGCUAAGGAAUAUGUCCCACCCAAGAAGGUCCAACUGGUUGCCCAGAAGCCAGAGACCGUGCGUCAACCAUCUGGGAGCCGCCCAGUUGGGGCAAUCGCUGGUGUGCUUGGAGUAGUGGCAUCCAUACUGUAUGCCUAUCAACGGGGCACCUUUGGCUCCCUGGUCCCAAAGAAUGAGUUCGGCCAACUGAUUCCUCAGUAUUUCACCGGAAUCAGGUUGCCUCGUGGAGGGUUCACCAAUGGCUUUCUUACAGCUGCAGCCAUCUCUGCGAUAGUUGGCACAGCUGUGGCCCGUCAAGCAGCAAAAUUCACCAAGAUUGACUCAGGCUUCUUGCGCUACCCUCCACAUAUCAAAGCCCGAAGCGUGAUGAAGACUGACCCGCACUUGGCUAAAGGAUUUCUGGAUGCCAAAGAAUUCAAGAGCUUGCCUUUGGUUGAAAAAGAUCAACUAUCUUCUAAUGUCUAUCGAUUCGUGUUCGCUUUGCCCAGUUCUAAGGGAGUGAUCGGGCUGCCUAUUGGACAACACGUAGCCAUACGCGCAGUUGUUGACGGAGCGACUGUAUCGCGAUCAUAUACUCCCGUGUCAAAUAACCUGGACCUCGGUCGCUUGGAGCUAGUCGUCAAGUGCUACCCUGAAGGCCUGCUCACCGGCCGGUACCUAGCCAACUUAAAGGUGGGAGAUGAAGUUGAGUUCCGGGGUCCCAAGGGAGCGAUGCGUUAUAACAAGGGUCUCUGCACCAAGCUAGGCAUGGUCGCUGGAGGAACAGGCAUCACGCCUAUGUAUCAGCUCAUUCGUGCGAUCUGUGAGGAUGAGCGGGACACGACUGAGAUCAGCUUGCUCUACGCCAACCGCACAGAGGCAGACAUCUUGCUGAGGGAGGAACUAGAGGCGUUUGCGCACAAAUAUCCCAAGAACCUCAAGCUUUGGUAUAUGCUGGAUAGUGCUCCAGAUGGAUGGGCCUAUGGAACUGGCUUUGUGAACCAGGAAGUCCUUAACCAACAAUUACCGGGUCCGUCUGAGGAUACUAAGGUCCUCCUGUGCGGGCCUCCCGGCAUGGUCAACGCAACCAAGAAGACGUUGGCGGCCAUGGGAUUCCAAAAGGCGGGAGCGGUGUCAAGGAUGAGCGACCAAAUUUUCUGUUUCUAG
This is a messenger RNA of Aspergillus bombycis, 1419 nucleotides long. RefSeq names its product putative cytochrome b5 reductase. NCBI's taxonomy places the organism in Eukaryota, Fungi, Ascomycota, Eurotiomycetes, Eurotiales, Aspergillaceae. The record is from RefSeq and is a predicted model, not a curated record. Gene Ontology annotation, molecular function: heme binding; oxidoreductase activity. The transcript is spliced from 2 exons. Gene Ontology annotation, cellular component: endoplasmic reticulum. Bases 1 to 1419 code for a protein of 472 amino acids.